AUGUCCACGCCGGCUCCAGCUGGCGCCGCGAGCGUCAGCUUCGGCGAGGACGAUGUCAAGAAGCGCGUCGGGAAGAAGCUGCAGAAAAAGCGGCACGAACCAAAUACUCCCACCAUGGAAUUGCCUGAAAGGUUAAAGGAGGGCGACGAUAGCAGAGAGGAGGAUUUGGUCCCGACACAGGGCCCGCCUAUGUUCAUGAACAUGAACCAGUCCAUCUUCGGUCUCAUUGCCGCCGCCGGCUCCCGGGUCGACUUCCACGACCGCUUCGAGUCCAGCGACGAAGAGAGCGCUGACGAGGACGAACACAAUCGCCGUCACGGCGCCGAUAACCUGGACGGGGGAGACGACAAGGUCCACGGCAUCGGCCACCUCCUGCAUCGCAAACAGCGUCGGCAGAACGACUCUGACAUGUCAAAGACGACCGUCCUCAAGAAAGACUCCUCCGCCAAGACCGAGAAACACCGGCGCAAGAUCUCAGGCUCCAAGCUCCUCCGAUCGCUACCGGCGCUCCCCCGUCUGCCACGGCACAAAUCCAAAAAGGAGACCUCCAAGCUGGAACCUACAUCAGAGGAAGCUAGCGACACCUCCGAAGCCUCUCCGUCACAACCCGCCGAUGAUACAAGAGAAGACGACGACCGAGACGGUCACCGUCUGGCCCCCGUAAUGAGCAGGAUGCUCGAGGCAAAAGCCGAAAUGUCCGCGAGACCCAGCUUCGACGUCGACCGCCGCUCCAGCGACCAGCUCGCCGACAGCGACUCCGCUGGCUCCAACUCCAAUGCCUUGGCUCGCCGUCUGCAGGACAUCUUCGAGUUCGACCAUCCUGAAGCUGUCAUUGAGGAAUACCCUUGUUGGUUGCUCCAGAGCGUACUACUCCAGGGCUACAUGUACAUCACGGCAAAGCACAUUUGCUUUUACGCCUACCUCCCCAAGAAGGCGCACGAGGUCGUCAAGUCGGGCUAUCUAUCCAAGAGCGGCAAGCGCAAUCCAAAAUACAACCGCUACUGGUUCCGCCUCAAGGGCGAUGUUCUGGCCUACUACAAGGACCCCUCCAAUGUCUACUUCCCUAGCGGCCAGAUCGACCUCCGCUACGGUAUCUCGGCCAGCGUCAACGACAAGAAGGAUGGCCUCAACUUUACCGUCGUCACUCACCAUCGAACCUAUCAUUUCCGCGCUGAUAGCGCUCCCAGUGCCAAGGAAUGGGUCAAGAGUCUGCAGAGAGUCAUCUUCCGUUCACACAACGAGGGCGACAGCGUCAAGAUCUCGCUGCCCAUCGAGAAUGUCAUUGACAUUGAAGAUACCCAGAUGCUCGAGUUCGCCGACACGUGCAAGAUUCGCGUCAUUGACAAUGAUGAGACGUACGCCAUCGACGAGUACUUCUUUUCCUUUUUUAGCUUUGGCAAGGACGCCAUCAGCGUUCUCAAGAUUCUCAUUGAGGAUGCGUCCUCCAGCGCCAAGGAUGCGGCCCUUCUCAAGGCAGCAGCAGCGCAAGCGCAGGAGGAGCAGGAGAAGCAGCCAGUGCCGGCUUCGGCCCGCAGCUCCAUGAGCGCAAGUAGACGGAUCGCGCCGCCUAUGCUCAGGACGACCAAGCUGCCCAAUGCCGUCAAGGCGACGCUGUCGCCCAUGUCUCCCCAUAGCCCCUCGGCUCUCAGCCCGCGCGCCAGUAUGGAUGCUGCGCGAGCCAGUUUCGAUGCCUUUCGGGGUUUCCGCCGCCGGAGUCUGGAUCUGUCAACUAUCAUUCGGGAUUCCUCGCCUCGGCGCAGCUUUAGCGGCAAUCGGCGCUCGAUGAGCAGGAAUCGUCGCGAUGACUCUCGUCAUGCGCCGCACAAGCAAGGCUCCACUGACUCCUAUGUGCAGUCUUCUAUGGAAGACCCGAGCUAUUCUGGCAUGGUGGCAUCAUCGAACGAGGAUCCUUCAGCGAGCCAGAUCCUGCGUGGUAGCGACGUCUUCCAGAAUCCCACAGUACGACGAUCUGCCUCUGCCUCCCGCACGGAGCUCGAAAAGAACCAACGCCGCGAGAAUAGGAGCCCUCCGGCUUUGGCCGCGUACAGUGGACAACAUGCUGCAACGACUGGUUCCAUCAAUGACGGCGAUAAGCCCCCGGUGACCCCUACGCUGCAAAGCAUCAGCAAGAUGGGCACUUUCCCCUUGCAGCGUGUGGGCGCCUUCGCCCAGUAUCUCAACAGCACUAGUGGUAAGUUGGGCUCCAUGCUAGCAACGGAAUCUAUGGGCUACGUAGAAAAGGUGUCCGGCAUGUGGCGAGGCGGUCGGAAGCACUAUGAUGCUCCGCCCGAAAUCAAAACAGACGAUGAAGAUCUAUACGAGGAUGCAGAGGGCAAGAUCCAGACUUCCAUGGAUCGAUUCCGCGCACAUUUCGCGCUCCCCGAGACGGAGAAGCUUCAAGCGACCUAUUUCGGCUACAUCUUGCGUGUGUUGCCAUUGUACGGCAAGAUCUAUAUUAGUGACAAGUCCUUCUGCUUCCGCAGCUUGUUACCGGGAACGAGGACCAAGCUCAUUCUUCCCUUGAAAGACAUUGAAAACGUGGAUAAGGAGAAGGGAUUCCGAUUUGGCUACUCUGGCUUGGUGGUUGUCAUUCGCGGCCACGAGGAGGUCUUUUUCGAGUUUGGUCAGGCCGAGCUCAGAGACGAUUGCGCCGUGACGUUGCUGCAAAGCCUGGAGACGACGCGCUAUCUGAAAGAAUCGGGAGACCUGGACUUGGACGAGAAGGAAGAAGAGGAGAACGCCAUGGCCGAGCGCGACGCGUUGAAGGAGGCGCGCCAAGUCGAGGAAUUCCAUGAUCACGAACUCUGCCUGCCAAAGGACGGCCCAGGCGUCAACGAUGCUCCGACGAUCCUGUUCGACGACCCCAAAGCCUCGUUCCUCAACUUCAAGCCACCCCACUCGAUGAAGAUCACUUGCUUGACGAUCGGCUCCCGUGGUGAUGUUCAGCCAUACAUUGCCCUGUGCAAAGGCUUGAUCGCAGAAGGUCACAAGCCUCGGAUUGCUACUCACGCCGAGUUCAAGGACUGGAUCGAGGGCCACGGCAUCGAAUUCGCCAAGGUCGAUGGUGAUCCUGGUGAACUCAUGAGACUCUGCAUCGAAAACGGUACAUUCACCUGGGCCUUUUUGCGAGAGGCAAAUUCCAUGUUCCGUGGCUGGCUGGAUGAGUUACUCGUCUCGGCGUGGGAGGCUUGCCAAGGCUCUGAUCUUCUGAUCGAGAGCCCCAGUGCUAUGGCGGGCAUUCACAUUGCUGAGAAGCUCUCAAUUCCCUACUUCAGAGCCUUCACCAUGCCGUGGACCCGGACCAGAGCCUACCCUCAUGCAUUUGUUAUGCCCGAAUACAAGAUGGGUGGUGCGUACAAUUACAUGACGUACGUCAUGUUUGACAACAUCUUCUGGAAAGCCACGGCUCAUCAGGUCAACCGCUGGCGCAAUGUCACGCUCAAGUUGCCCAACACCAGCCUCGAGAAGAUGCAGCCCAACAAGGUUCCGUUCCUCUACAACUUCUCCGAGUACGUUGUCGCACCGCCUCUGGACUUUUCAGACUGGAUUCGCGUCACAGGUUACUGGUUCUUGGAGGAGGGUACGGAUUUCCAGCCGCCUCAAGAACUCGUCGACUUCAUUGCCAAGGCGAGAGCGGACGAGAAGAAGCUCGUGUACGUCGGCUUCGGAUCCAUCAUCGUGAACGACACCGCCAAGAUGACCCAAGAGGUCAUUGACGCAGUCCUCAAGGCCGACGUGCGCUGCAUCUUGUCCAAGGGUUGGUCGGAUCGCGUGGCCAAGCAGGGUGACGCGGAGAGCGCAAAGGACGAGCCAGUCAUCCCGCCCGAGAUUUUCGUUAUCAAGAGCGCGCCUCACGACUGGCUGUUCUCCCAGAUUGACGCCGCUGCUCACCAUGGCGGAUCCGGCACAACGGGUGCUAGCUUGCGGGCUGGUAUCCCGACCAUCAUCCGGCCAUUCUUUGGUGACCAGUUCUUCUUUGGAGGCAGAGUCGAGGACAUUGGCGUCGGCAUUUGCCUGAAGAAAUGGGGUGCCGUCUCUUUUGCCCGCGCGCUUUGGGAAGCUACGCACAACGACCGUAUGAUUGUCAAGGCUCGCGUGCUGGGUGAGCAGAUUCGCAGUGAACGUGGUGUGGAAAAUGCGAUCCAGUGCCUCUACCGCGACAUGGAGUACGCGACGAGCCUGAUCAAGAGAAAGGCGGGCAAACAUGUCCAUGCAGAAGAAGAUGAUGAGGAGGAGGCCGAGGAGAGCUGGACGUUUAUAGGAAACGACGAACCCGACCCAGAUGUAACGACUAAGAAGCUCUCCGAGAUGGAGGCAAUACCCGGCCUGCCGGGGGGCAAGCCUCCCGGAAAUAGGGUAAAGCGGGUCUCGCCCUCGCCCUCCCAACAGCUGGUGGCAUAG
Molecule: messenger RNA, 4401 nt
Organism: Colletotrichum orchidophilum
Lineage: Eukaryota; Fungi; Ascomycota; Sordariomycetes; Glomerellales; Glomerellaceae
Product: glycosyltransferase family 28 domain-containing protein
Exons: 4
Coding region: 1-4401 (1466 amino acids)
Biological process (GO): carbohydrate metabolic process
Molecular function (GO): hexosyltransferase activity; UDP-glycosyltransferase activity
Source: RefSeq, a predicted model, not a curated record